Podarcis lilfordi (Lilford's wall lizard) is the source of this 12484-nucleotide messenger RNA. Lineage: Eukaryota; Metazoa; Chordata; Lepidosauria; Squamata; Lacertidae. The record is from the annotation of a GenBank genome assembly.
AUGAUUGGUCAGGUAGGUGUGCGUUACCGGAAGAGGCCGUUUCCUAGGCAGCAGGAGGAGGAGGAGGAGGAAUAAGAAGAAAGAAAGAAGCGACGGCGGCGUUUGCAACGAACUCUAUGGGGGAGGCCGAGGCCUUCGUCCCGCUCGUCGGUCUGCGGAGUGACGAGCUGGCGCUGCCUGCAGGAGGACAGGUAGGAGCCAAGACGGAAGGGGGUGGCUUUGACUAGGACUCCUGGGUCCCCUGUGGCCCUGAGAGGAGCCCUGCUAGGUAGGCCGGGGGUCCUGGCUCGCUCCUGGCCUUCAGAGGUAGACUGAGUCAGUAUGUGGAGGCUCUAUCUGCUGGCUAGGGACUUGGAACUGCUCUGCCAGGUCAGGCCAACCUUGGGUCCAGUAGGGCCCCUGCCCUUCCCGCCCCACACAAUGGCAAACCAGAACCCCAGAAGCAGGUUAUUUGAUUGAUUGUAUUUAUAUCCGAUUUUUUUCUCCAGUAAGCUAAAUGUGUCAUGUAUGUAGUUCUCUUUUAUGCUCCACAACAACCUUGUGAAGUAGUUUGGGCAGAGGUGAGAGAGUGGCCUCCAAGGUCACAGUGAACCCGGAUUUGUCACGAUUUGAACCCGACUCUCUCCCAGGUGCUGGUGCUUACAGCUUGGUCUGGGCGUGCAGCAGAAUUAGGUGGUAGUAAAAUGAACUGUCCCAACUACUUCUGGAGGAUCACAUUUUUAAAAAAUAAUUCUCAUCAACAAAAACUCCCUGCAACAGGAAAGCUAGUACAGUAGAGAGUGGACUGAUCUAGAACUUUCCCCCCUCACAGCCAAGAGAACCCAAAAGCUCCUGGACCGUAUAACAGAGGCCCUUGAUAAUUGCAAACAUGCAAGACUUCUUGUACGUCUGGCAAACCCUAGUUGUGAUAAGUGGCACCCACAAUGUAUUUGUGAGUCUAUAAAUUUUGUGGAUUUCUGCUGCCCGUUUCCAAAUCCAAAGUCUUGGGAUUCCAUACCUUCAGAUCCACCAAUUCCAGUGCAAUGGGAUAAGUUGCUUUUGUUUCAGGCAAACCUAUUCUGCUGCUUACUUGUAUGUAUAGUUCAUUUGUUGCCCACUGUUUUCCAGGAAAUAGAAAACAAGUCAUAAUCAAUGGUUAUUUCUAGAUGUGGAGGUGGUGUAAUAUUUUCAGACAGGCUUGAGACCUGACAUUGAAGACAGGAUGACUGACAGCCAAGUAUUACACCCUGAGGAUUAAAGUAUUUAAAGGUUUACAUUAUAAAACAGGUGACAAAGCCACAAUGGAAACUUUAGAAGAAGAAAACUUUGGUGUGUCCAUGUAAGUAUAUUUCUGUUUCUGCACUUUGAAAUGUUAAAGCCAAUAGGAAGUUUUAACAGUUAGGAGGUUUUUUUUUUAUGGCAUGUGCUUCUGUGGACUUGAGCCUAGAUGAUAGAAUAGGCUCUCUAGUCCACAAAAGCUUAUGAUGCAAUAUUUCUGGUACUUUUUAAGGUGGGAACAUUGCUUGGUGAUAUGUUAUUUUCUAACUUUAUUAAUAGUUGGUUUCAGUGUUAAUUUUUAAACUACAAUCAAGACUGACUCAUAAAGAUUUUUCUUUCUCAUGGAUAUAGAUCAGUAAUGGAUCAAUGAUAGAUCAAUGCCUUCCAAAUAUUGUUACACUAUAGCUUCCAUCAUUCCUGGCCAAAUCUGUAGGGCCAUAGGUUGCUCACCCCAGAAAUUGAUUUCCAUCCUCCUUUUUAAAAGCCAUCUAAGCUAGUGGCCAUCAUCACAUCUUGAGGUGGUAAAUCCCACAAGUUAAUAAAGCAUUGUGUGAUGAUUUAGUUAAGUGCUGUAUAUAGAAGUACUUUAUUUGUCUGUUACAAAUUUCCUGUCAGUUAAGUUCAGUGGAUAACCCCAGCUCUUUUAUGGACCCUGACUUUUAAUAUAAUGCCUGAAUCAAGCCAAAGCGAUUCUGCUUUUGAAUUGCAAAAACAACUAUAUUCUGAUCUGGAGGGACUGCUGUUAUCCCUUCUGUAUGUGGCUAGAUGGCAGCAAGUAGCAACAGUGUCUCCUCCACCAGGCUUGGGUUAGGAACAGCCUCUUCCUUGCUUCCAUUAGGACAGGGAUGUCCAACAGGUUGAUCGCGAUCUACUGGUAGAUCCCCAGGAGGUUUUGGUAGAUCGCGGUCGAUCGCUGGGUCCCUUUGCUUAGCGUUGGUAAAAUAGAAUCCAGCCCCGCCCUCCAUUGUUGCACGAUCUGCAGAAUGGAAGACGGAGUUUACUCAGUGAGGCUGUUUGUCUCCCCAGCGAUCUGUUGGUGAGUGGCUGUUUCCCUUUCUCCCUAAAAAUGGCCAACAGCUUAGCUUUGAACUCCCCCAAAACAGGGCUUUCCUCCUCCAUAAAAAAAGUUCAACAAUUGACAUCACUGCCAUUUUUUAAUUCCGUGAGUAGAUCACAGUCUCUUGGGAGUUGGCCACCCCUGCAGUAGAACAUCAGCUGUUAGGCACAUCACUCUUAUUCCCACUUAGUGAUGAGGGAGAAGAAACUGAAGGAUGAUGCCUUAUCUAAAACCUUGCCUAGUUUCUUCAUGGAUAAAGUACAGGUUGAACCCAGUCCAAGUCUGAGAUCAGACUUGGUUAAAUCUUGUCUGCAAUGCAGAAGAACGUCACCAUAAAAUAAUUCUUUGAGUAACUUGUGUUUGAAUAAACAACAGCUUCUCUCUGAAUGUAGCGGAAUCUGGGGAAGAGGACUCAGUUCAGGUAGAACAGAGCAUUACUGCAGUGGCUUAGAGACUUAGAGCUGUAAGCCAGGAAGUCUCUGGUAUGAAAUCUCACUUUGACAGCAAAUGCACUUAAGAUAGCCAUAGGCAAAUGGUUCUUUCUCUUAGUUUGAAGUUAUUCUCUGUAACAGGGGGGUGAUAGUGUACCUCCACUUUACAGGACUGAUGAAAACAUUACUGAGUAAUAUAUGUGCUGGAAGUAUUUUGUAUGCUCAUGUGUGCCAUAAAGGCAGUAAGGAUUAUUCUGUGUGCCCUGGAUUGUUAUGUUUAUGUGUAUUUCACCUUCCAUAGUAACCUGAAUCCAACUUGGCUGUCUCUCAUUUUAGCUCUUCACCAUCGGAUGCUGAGUUUGAUGCUGUUGUUGGCUAUUUAGAAGAUAUAAUAAUGGGUAUGUUUUUCUUAAGGUAGCACUGCUCAAAAGGGACUGCCAAGGUGCAUCUCUUCUUAUUGUUAUUUGUGAACACACUGGGAUAUUUUAGAGGAAUUGUUUUGAUCUUAUCUUCAGUUCUGAUUCUGGGGUGGAUUUUGUCAGCACUGGUUUUUAUACAAAUACAUCAUAGUCUAGCCCAGACCUUCCCCAACCUGAGAUACGAACUAUCUAAAAAGCACUACAGUGGUACCUCAGGUUACAUACGCUUCAGGUUACAUACACUUCAGGUUACAUACGCUUCAGGUUACAGACUCCACUAACCCAGAAAUAGUGCUUCAGGUUAAGAACUUUGCUUCAGGAUGAGAACAGAAAUUGUUCUCCAGCGGCGCGGCAGCAGCAGGAGGCCCCAUUAGCUAAAGUGGUGCUUCAGGUUAAGAACAGUUUCAGGUUAAGUAUGGACCUCCAGAACGAAUUAAGUACUUAACCCGAGGUACCACUGUAGGUUGAGGGGAAGUCGGUCUAGAUUAUAUUAUUGUUUAUGUAUUUUGCAAGUUGCUUUGAGGGCUCCUGAGGUGCCAAAAGAAGAGAUAGCGAACUAAUAAAUAAAAUAGAUACCCACCACUCUCUUCUUUGUGCAGUAUCGGCACGUGGGAAAGUGUUCAGUGGUUGGCAUUUGUGCCUGGCUGAAGGUGGAACUUGUAUUCUUUUCCUUGGACAUGGAAGCAGAGUUCUCAUGUAAAUUUUCUUCUUAUUCUGCCUGCUUUUCCUUUCUUGCCUCCACCUACUGCAUCAAGUUCUGAACAAGGUUCCUGCUCCUAAACAGCUGGACCCCAUGAUGAGAGCUCCUGUUGAGGGCUGGGGAUGCACCACAAUGUUUUAUUGUGGGUCCACACUUGUUGAUAGAUACUUGCCUUUCAAUGAAACAUUCAAUAAAUCGGUGGUGCCUGAGGUACUGCCCAGUAGGUGGCUUGAAACAACCAGUCAAUCCCUUUCAUGGAGAAGUGCUUGACAGCCGUGUUGCAAUUACAGUGGCAAAAUUUAUGCCUGAUUAAUUGAUUCUGGAUGAAGGAUUGGAACUGUGUGUAUGCUGACUUCUCCAGGGAACUGAUGUUGCCUCAUAUGUUCAUUAUCCAGCUCUGUUCCCUGGGUGAAACUUGCCAAAAGUCUUUUAAUCAGGCUCUGCCUUGUUUGUGUCAGUGAGAGAAACUCUUCAUCCUGCCAGAGGCUUAGCGAGCUAGCAAGAUAGAGAAGCUACUGCAUGGAUUGGGCCUCCGUCAGCUGCAGCUGUGCUGUCGUUGCAGCUAUGAGGGUCACCAUGUACUGGAUCCUAAGCUGAGGACAGCACACCAAUGAAUGUAGUCACUGUCUUUCGACUGAAUGCAACUGUGUUGUGAUUUCAGAUGAUGACUUCCAGCUUAUACAAAGGAACUUCAUGGAUAAAUACUACCAAGAGUUUGAUGAUACGGAGGAAAAUAAGCUCAUCUACACUCCUAUUUUUAAUGAAUAUGUGAGUGCAUAUGUCCUGUUUUGAUCGUUAUCACUUGCAUAUGAUGGUGGGCUUUGUCUUUUGAACAUUUGCCACCCUGUGAAAGAAAUUGGAUUCUGUGUGUUUCUUGCUGCACACAGCAGCAAGUGUGACCUGUGAACCAUAAGAGAGAGAGCAGCCCUGCUUCAGGAUGUUGAGGCUCCGCUCACACCCUCAGAGGGACCUGAGACCUCAGUGCAGGUCUGAAGGCCAGCCUUCAUCAACCUGGUGCCCCUUCACUGUUUGUUUGUUUUAAACUAUAACUCCCAUAAGCCCCGACCAGCAUGGAUGUGAGCUGUAGUCCAAAACAUCUGGAGGGCACUAAGUUGGUGCUGCUGACCAUCCAGUGUGCUUCUCUGGGCCGUACCAUCACUUUGUUCACUGUGCCAGGAAGGUUUUCCUGCUACAAAGUUUGCGCAGUGACUAGAGGGGAGGGGCCCAGGCUGGUUGCUAUCCCAACAUGGCAUCUUUUGUAACAGCUUAGCUUCUUGUGAAAGUUUUCAUAAUUGUUGCAGAUUAAAGGGUUGUUAAGGGCACAGCUGCAAGAGCUGGUUUAAACGCUGGCAACACUGAUUGCUGCUGAGGCACAUGUGGUUUCUGAAAGAUCCUUAUGGUAGCUUGCAAGUCUCUAGUUGGGUUCUGAAAUUUGGGGGUUAUAUCCAAUGAUGGUCAGGGUACUCCCAUCAUUAGUCGUGCUCAUUGAUUUCAGACAUAUAGUAAUUUUGGUGGGUCUGCCCAGAGUAAGGACCCAUAGUGUUCUUAUAACUUGAGGGUAAUGAACAGAACAAAUUACUUCCUCAAGGCAGAGACUCAGCUCUACAUAUUUUAACUGGUUGUAUCCUGUUGUUACCUGUAACAUUUCUCAUAUUUGGAUCCAAAAUGUGGUCCAGCCAUUGACAGUCUAGUAAGCUGCACCUGAUCUGUCUAGAUCAAAACACCUCUUUGUGAGAUGGUAAGCUACAAUAUUUGCUCCCUGUCAUCCUCAGCUGGAAAAUAAUAAUACAGUGCUUCUCACUUCAGAUAUGCUUAGUUGAAAAAUACAUUGAAGAAAAGCUCUUGGACAGGAUUCCUGGUUUCAGCAUGUCUGCCUUCACCUUGUCAUUACAGUAAGUUGGAUCCUUUGCUUUCCAUUUCUUUUUCAUCUUCAUUGCAUUAACUUGUUCUUAAGGCUCCUUAUUGAGUAGGGUUGGGCUUUGAAUUUUGGGAGCAUCUUCUCUCAGAUGUGAAUCCACCUAUUUUAAGCUCUGCUGCAGACUCCUUGCCCCAGGGUCUGCCCUUCUCUGAAAUGCAGUCAUGUGGUCCUCUGAGCAGGGAGCUCUCUAUAAUGUCAGUACAUCUGUGAAAUAGCAUCCCCUAAGAGUGUCCACAGAAUGGCGCUGUGGGUUAAACCACAGAGCCUAGGACUUGCUGAUUGGAAGGUCGGCGGUUCGAAUCCCCGCGACGGGGUGAGCUCCCGUUGCUUGGUCCCAGCUCCUGCCAACCUAGCAGUUCGAAAGCACCUCAAAGUGCAAGUAGAUAGAUAGGGACCGCUCUCCGGCGGGAAGGUAAACGGCGUUUCCGUGUGCUGCGCUGGUUCGCCAGAAGCGGCUUAGUCAUGCUGGCCACAUGACCCGGAAGCUGUCUGCAGACAAGCGCCAGCUCCUGGCCUCUUGAGCGAGAUGAGCGGGCAACCCCAGAGUCGGUCACGACUGGACCUGAUGGUCAGGGGUCCCUUUACCUUUACCUUUGUGUCCAAUGGACCUUACCCCCUUUUUCCCAUUUAGAUAUAAUGUAAAACAGGAAGAAGACCGCUGUACAUCAUUCAUAUAUGUCAUGCACUGAGGCCCAAAUGUUCAUGAUAUGCACAAAUGCAAACAAUGGGCUAUUAAGUCACUUCCACGAAAAGAGAAGACUGUUCUAUGCUUAGCCAGUGGUGCCCAUCCCAGCCUCCUUUGCAGAUCAAGGCCCAUGCAAUCCCAUGCCAUUUAUAGAAACCUUCUUGAAGAUUUCAUAUUGUUGAUCAUUCCUGAGGGCUGCAUAAUGAAAACUGAUGUUAAAUGGAUAUUCUGCUGCUUAGCGAGCAGAUCCAUCCCUUUGUUUAGUAACAGCUUAGAGCCUGUUUGCCCAGUAUUCCCUCCAUCACCACCCUUGGGCACACACAGCUGAGGAAAAGCUGUAAAUCAGACAUCCAUGAAUGCAGUUGGCAGAAGUGGCUGUGAUUGCAGCAACAGCAUUCCCACUCCCCUUCAGAUUCUGAAGCUGCAGAAAUUUCUGUGGGCUGCUAUCUGUGCAUUUUCAAAGGGGGGGGGGCGAUGACGGAAGCACCCCCUGAUGCAAGACAGAAUAAUGAUUAAGCUUAAAAUCUAAGAUGUGUACAACUUUGAACUACAUUUUCUUUGGAUAAUUUCUUGGUGACAGUGUGUGAAGCAGCCCUUAGUCCCAUUAUUUUCAGUACAAAUUACUCUGUGCAAGUGGCUAAUUUAAAGAGAAAAUGCAACUUUUUUUGAUAGGCAUUUUCCUCUUUAGCUUUUGUAAUGCAUCUUUUCUCAAUGCCUUUUAAUAUCUAGAAUGUCUUGCUGUUUUAAUGAUGAAUCUAAAUCCUUCAAUUACAGGCAGCACAAGGAUGAAAUUGCAGGGGAUAUUUUUGACAUGCUUCUCACAUUUACUGACUUCCUCGCAUUUAAAGAAAUGUUCCUGGAUUACAGAGCUGUAAGUACUUCAAAGCUCAGAAAGCGCACACUGAAUGGCCAGGCAAGUUGGUUUAAUUGGGAGUGACUCUUGGGCAUAUUGAGCAGAGAGAGAUCACUUUCCCAGUUCUGCUUCCUAAGAGCCUUUUAAGUGAGGAAACGAAAAACUGAUUUUGGGGCUUUCUGCAUGCAAAGUAAUUGGGGCUCCUUCCCAGCUUCUGCGUGAGAAAGAGGACCUCAGUUCAGGAAGAGAGGGUUGGCCCUGGUUUUCGGUUUGGCCAAACUAUAGCACUCUGGAUGGGGUGGAGUGGUUUUCAAAUGUAACUUGGGGUGGUGGUUCUUUUUUUAUCAAUGGGGAAACUGAGACUAAAAGUAUUAUGACCAAAAAGUUGCUCAUUGACAGUUUGAUAAGACACCAUUUUUGUUAAUUUGCAUAGCUAUCAAGAUUCAUGUCUUAAGUUGGUAUAGGUUUUGGGGGUUGGGGGGGGUCUCAAAAUGCUUUUAGUGAACCUCAGUGGUGAAAUGUGUGUCCACUGCACAAGUUUCGCUCCAGAAUUUUUUUUUUUUUGAAAAUACUGGAAACCUGUGGUCCAAAACAAGUCAGUUUGAAGUAAUGCAUGUGAAACCCCAAAACCAGUUGCAUUUAACAAUUCAGAACUGUUGUUAUUGUGAAAUCUUAAACACUGAUCUUUUAAUAUUUAGUCUUGAUAAGGAGGGUUUGAAAUAGCAAAGGGGCCAGUUUCAAAAGGUUGGUUAAGGCAGAAAUUGUAAGGGAAAGACCAGGCCAGCUGCAAAAAUAAUUCUUACUUAUUUUGGUAGUGGGGGUGUUCAAUGCAGAUGCACAGAAUCUGAAACUCAACAAGGUUGAAACUCAACAUUGUGUAUAUUGCUCUAAGAAAAAUGUGUGCAUAUGCGCAUAAUGUGUGUAUGUUUGUAUGGAGAUGGUGUGUAAAUUUUUAUAUAUGGCUAUCUGUGCCCCUGGUUGUCAUGAGGGUUUGCAAAGGCCAGAGCGGCAGAGGGCAAGAUGGCAAGGGGAGGGCAUGGAUUACUAAGGUUACUUGGCAUGGCAAUAGAGGCUAGGUAGCAUGGAGUAAUAGUCAAAGGAGGUCUGGCAGCUGUACCAAGGAUCAGAACUUGCCCUGGUCAGUAGAAACCCUGCCCAGUCUCCUCUGGCUUCACCCAUGGCUACUGUCAGCAACCCAAAAGCUCGGGGGGGGGGGAUCAUUGCUUAUUGAUGAUGAAAGUUAUGAUUCUCAGUUUCCAUAGCAGGUGCCAGAUUCCAUGUGGAAUUUCUUGCCCACAGCCUUGCAGAAAAUAGAAGCCCUGUGUUUCAUUACAAAAAUGCUUCCUUUUCUGGCUGAAAGCCUGCCAUUUAGAAAUGCCACCAAACUGAAGUAUUUUUGGCAUCUCCGUUCUAGGAAAAAGAAGGCCGAGGCCUGGACUUAAGCAGCGGAUUCGUGGUGACACCCUUGAGCAAGUCCUCCAUGUCGCCUUCCGCAAACAGUCUACGACACUAGCUCUUGCCUCCAAAAGAGAGCUGUCUCCACUUGGGGUGCCCUGAAUGCAAAAGCCAGCAGAAGAGAUUAGUGUGAUGCUGAGGCGUGCAACCCUUAUUCCCUCUUGGCAGGCCAAUUUUUCGUCUUAGCUGCUCGUUUGAAUUGGGCAUUUCCACUUGAUCAGUGACUAGUAUAACUCCAGCCCUGUCUUAGCACUUGGAUUUGUUGCUGUGCCAGCCAAAAGGGACUUUAUGCCAUGGAGGUCAGUUAGUGCCAUGGUCUGUUUGAGGGCUGCCGAUUUCUUGGAAGGAAAACAAGCACUUCUUCAUUGGACAGCAGUGAUGGAAAAUGAGUGUCAAACGUGGGAUGGUUCUAACUGCACCACCUUUUUUGAAGUUCACAAUCACAACAAAUCGGGGGAAACAUGUUAGCGUAGUUCUGAAUGCCACAUUUUGACUUUCGACAGUAGCACGUGUGUGUUUGAUGCGAAUAUAUAUAUUUAGCAUGAAACUGUUAUUUGUCAGUUCUCUAGUAAUUGUGAAUUUGUAUCCUUUCCGAUUCAGCAGGCUUAGUGGUGUUGCUCUUGUAAGGCCCCCACUUCAGCUGCAGAAGGAAACAGAAAACAUGGGAUUUCCAAAGUAACCUCUCUCCUAAGAAAAAUCACACCCUGUUUCAUUACUACCAGCAGUAUGUGCUCUAGCACGGACAAAGCUUUCUGCAAUGUCUUCAUGGGGGAUGGGGACUGUAAACCCAAAUCCAAACUUGUAUGGCUUUCAAGGAACUUUGGGAAUUACAGUUCUGUGAGGUGCUGCAGUUCUUUAAAAACAAAAACAAAAGAGCUAAAGUUCCCCAGGUUCUGCAAUAUUAAUUAGUUAAGCUGGUUUUAACUAUAAUGACCUCCCUCACAGCGAAGCUCAGGAAAUGGUCUGAGAAGUCUAGGACUGACUCUACCAGGUGUUUUUUUUUUAUCACAGCCCCCCACCCCCAAAAUAAAAUUACCAAGCUUCUUUCAGGAAAGCAAUGACAGUUAAACCCUCUUUUAAAGUGGAGUGAAUGUUUCCCAAGUGGCUUGAUUAUACCUGCAAGCUUUGGGAUUUCAUCAGUGUUGUGUUUUACUAAGGUUAAAAAAAGAAAACAGCAUGGAUAACAUUGCCUGUGCCAUUAUCGGUCUGCAUCUUUGCUAGAAACCUGGGAAGCCUCAUGUGUGGUUCAUGCUGAUGGCUUCCUACCUCCAUCCUGGCUUAGUGACAUCAGCUAGUAAUACGUGCCAGUAGUGUUGGAUCCGCUCUGCUUGCCCCAGCCACAUCUCUGUUUCUGGCUUACCUCCACAUGGAUAUGUGGAGCUGAGAAAGAUGUAGCUGCUGUUGCCAUCUUGACUUGUGGAGGACCAGGCAACAGGAGCAGGGAAUUCAAAACCCAAAAAUUCCAGUUGUUCCCACUUUCCAUACGUUGCCCGCCUUUACUCUUGGUUGGUAAUUGAGUGCUCAAAGACUCUGCAUGUACCUUCCAUGUGCUGCUGUCACUCUGAGGCUUCUUCCAAAGUCACAUAUGGAAGAAAGGCUAGGAUGACUGGCUGAGCCCUGGAAAUUUACUAUUGGAGCCUUUCAGGCUUCAAAUCCUUUUGUCCAAGCAGGGGUAAGUGAUUCUUGUAAUGAGGCUGAUCACAAGCAUCUUAUAUGUUUCAGUUUUGGGUGACAUAUGGCACAGCACAGUACUUGCUUAGCUAAAUCUUGGGAGAUUGAGAAGGGGGUAACGUGGUAUCUUUACAUCAGCAAACUUUUGCUUUCACAGUGUUUUCUUUUACAUACGUUUCCCUUUCAGGGUUGUGUUCUGUAAUGUGUUUAGGCUGUACACUGAUCUGAAACUUGAUUGGCAAGAUCCAGAAGCAAAAUCUGCAUUGUAAAGGAUGUUUUUUGUAACUUGUUUUGGCAAGGUCCCAUGUGUGUAAACAAGGAAUAAUCUUAUCCCCAUACUUUGAAGGUAAUGCUCUGUUGGUAUUUGAAAUGUGCAAGAAGUGCAUUUUCAAACAGUCACAGCAAGGCAUAUUGACAAUAUUAAUGACAGUAUUUAUCUUGGUGCAGUUUGCUUUUAAAAAUCCAGUCUUGGUCAGCAAAUGGGUAACACGGACUGGAAUGCAUGAUCAGAUUCAAAGUUGGAAGUUUCUUGUUUCUCUCUUGCCAUUUCAAAGACAUUGUCUUUCAGUGCCCAAUUUGUCAGAACUAUGAGGAGAGACAAAAGUAAAUGAAUUUUCAUUUUCUAAUCUCACCCAAAACCGCUGAGGUACAUGGGAUUGAUUUUUUGGUAAGGCUGAAUGGAAUUUUAGAAGAUGUCAUUACAGUAUUGGAUAGUCUAAGAAAUCCUUGGAGAGGACUCUGAAGGAAAUGUGUGCAAUCGCUGGAGGAACACCUUCCAUCAAGAGCUUCUCUUGGCAUUUUUCAAUGGUGUGUUAACAGUUUGAUUCUUGGUAUGAAGUGAACUUCAACAGGAGGCAGGCAAUUUGUGUGCUGUUGGCAAACUAAGACUAUAUUGUUUUGUGUUUGAUUAAACAACCAAGUAAAUGAUUAUUCUCUCUGGGUAUGUAAAUCUGGGACACUGGGAGAAGCAAGUAUGCGAUACUAUUUACUGGGGCAGAAAUAAGGCCAAUAAUGUAACAUUUAAUUACCCUUAGCAAAAUUGCACACCUGAUUGUGUGUGUGUGUGUGUGUGUGUGUGUGUGUGUGUUUGUAUUGUUUAGAUUCCAAAGUAACUGCACCUUUUGACUGUUCCCCUGGUCAUUUUUCAGAUAACUGCUUAGUCUUGUCUGUAUGCUGUUGCUUCUGGGUGGAAGGGAGGACAGAGAUUUAAGUAGCAGCUACUCCCAUUUUUUAAAUAAAACCUUCUAUCUACCCAACCAUAAAAACAAAGGCAGAAGGAAUGGUGGUAGGUGUAGCUGCAGGGGAAAGCAAAGCUGUCCAUGGUGAAAUGCCCCUUUCUCCGCAGCUAUCAAAGGUGCAGUCAUCCUGUCCCUUCUUUGCUUCCAGUAGACAUUGGAAAUAGCUCUUGUCAUUGUCUUAAAGGGUAAGGUAGAGGGAGGAGAAGCAAGAGGGCAUGAUCAUAACUCCAAACUCAUGGAACAGUUAGGGUGAUGCCCUGGUGCCUAUUGCAGAGCAUUGAGAGCUUGCUGUGGAAGUUAAGGAAGCCCAGGCCUAGUUUUCUGGAUGGGAGAUUGCCUGGAAAAUCCAUCAAGGAAGAAAGAAAGAGUCUCUAAUAGAAGGUGAAAAGCUAGUUGGACCUGGUGUGCUUGGAACUCUUGGUCACAAAGCCCAACUCUGCCUUUUGGAAUUUCUUCUGGCCCCCACUUCAUAAGGACUGGAACCUUUUUUGCUUUUUGCUUAGCCAUACAAUGAAAGAGUUUAUCAGGCUGCUGUGCUUGCAUAAUGCAGUCCAACACAGGACACCCACAUGCCUUCCUGAAUUGUCUAGACUAUAUCUGGCAACUAAGUAAGUGUUUAACAAGUAAAGACAGGCAGAGCCAUUCCCCGUGGACUUGUACUACUGAAGGAAACGAAUUAGGUGCCUCUCCAAGCAAAGUCGGUGCUGGAAAGCCCUCAUUUGACAAGGGUGAAAGAUUUAUUUACUUUAUUUAAAACAAAACCUUUUUUUAGAAAUAAAAUACCUGUGGUCUUGUACCAG